Molecule: messenger RNA, 1146 nt
Organism: Lingula anatina
Lineage: Eukaryota; Metazoa; Brachiopoda; Lingulata; Lingulida; Lingulidae
Biological process (GO): regulation of transcription by RNA polymerase II
Cellular component (GO): nucleus
Molecular function (GO): DNA-binding transcription factor activity, RNA polymerase II-specific; RNA polymerase II cis-regulatory region sequence-specific DNA binding
Source: RefSeq, a predicted model, not a curated record
AUGGCGGGCUCACGCAGAGGUACGAAGGGGGAAAGACAUCUUUCUUGUGAUAUGCACACAGUAGAAGGUUGCAGAGAGACAGUAGACAUAAUCACACGUGUUCGCUGGGAAACUUUUAGGAACGCAGCUAAAGAAUGGCUGAGACUUGGUGGCAGAGAAGCUGCUGCAAUUCAAUCAAUUCGUGGAGAUUUGGACAAGGAAUUCGACGAUUUGGAGCCCAAACCACGAUGCCACUUCUCUUGUUACAGAAAUAUUACGAAUAAAAAGAAAUUGUCUCAGGCUACAAAAAGGGAGGAGAAAGCUAAAAGAGAAGGCAAACAUGCUGAAGAAGGUAAUUCAGGGCUUGAUUCCUUGGUGAUUCCAGUUGAUUUUGAGUCCAAAGCUAAAAAAGAAAAUUGCACACAGGCAGGUGACCUUAAUGUGACAGCGAGGCAAUUCCUGGAUGCUGAAAGCAGUUUAGCAGCAGCAUUUGGUGGCCAAUAUAAAAGAUGGACUGAAUUGAGGAACCAGUUGAAGAUUGGGCAUGAAGAUCUGGCAAAACUUCUUCUUGACAGCUACCAUGUGUGUUCUUGCAGAUGUGAAAGAGAAGAUCUUGGUUUCAGAGAAGAGGAUGAGUCACUUUUAGGUGAUGUCACUGGUCAAGACAUGGCUACCACCUGGGGGAAGCAGCAGUCAAUCCAGAAUAAAACAAAAGCACACAACCAGAAUGUAAACAUUGGUGUAGCUGAUAUUGCAGAUAACAAUUCUGAUAAUGAAGAAUGUUUUGAUGAGGAUAAAGAGGACAACUGGCCUGUUCUCCAUGCGGAUGAUGAGGAUAUAAAAAACAAACCCACGGGUACGAAAAGCAUUUCUGCCAAUGAGUUAUGUGUGGAAAAGGAUGAUGAGAGAGAAUCCAAUGCUGGAAGGAGGACAAGUCUCCAUGCAGAUGUGAAGGGGGUAUAUAUCUAUAUAAAAACCAAGAAGAAUGAAAAUGAUGAUGAGAUAUACAAUCCUGGUGAAAAUGUCCCAUUCCAAGGUGUUUCAAAGGAUUCAUUAAGGGAAAGUAAAAAAACCAUACAUGAUGGGAUACUAAACAUAGAGGAUAUUAUUAAGAAGAUGAAACAAAAUAAGAAAGAUAAACUACCAUGUGUGUUCUUGCAGAUGUGA